This is a messenger RNA of Brassica oleracea var. oleracea, 1617 nucleotides long. RefSeq lists its product as uncharacterized. NCBI's taxonomy places the organism in Eukaryota, Viridiplantae, Streptophyta, Magnoliopsida, Brassicales, Brassicaceae. The coding region runs from base 10 to 1617 and encodes 535 amino acids. The record is from RefSeq and is a predicted model, not a curated record. The transcript is spliced from 8 exons.
UUAGAUGUCAUGCAUAUUGAGAAGAACUUCUUCGAUAAUCUGAUGAACACAGUCCUUAACAUCCAAGGUAAAACGAAGGAUAAUUUGAAGUCAAGGUUGGAUUUAGUCGAUAUUUGUGAUCGUUCUGAACUUCACGUUGAUGAGAACGGUACGGCCCCUUUUCCCAUUUAUCGGCUAGAUGGUGCUAGAAAAGAAGAGUUCUUUGAUUGGAUUACAGAGAAAGUGAAAUUUCCUGACGGAUAUGCAUCAAAUUUGGGGAACUGCGUUGAUAGAAGCGAAGGAAAGUUUACUGGCUUGAAGAGUCAUGAUUGUCAUGUAAUUAUGCAGCGCCUCCUUCCGUUUGCCUUUUCAGCAUUAUUGCCACGUAAUGUUCAUGAAACAAUUGCAGGGAUUAGUGUUUUCUUCCGCGACUUAUGCAGCAGAGUAGUGACUGAAGAGGGUAUUAAUAAUUUGAAGACAAACGCACCAGUCAGCAUGUGCAACCUUGAGAAGAUAUUUCCUCCAUCAUUCUUUGAUGUAAUGGAACAUCUUGCUAUUCAUCUCGCAAGAGAAUUGGAACUUGGUGGUCCUGUGCAGUACAGAUGGAUGUAUAUUUUUGAGCGUUAUAUGCAUCAUCUGAAGAAGAUGGUCAAAAAUCAAAGCAGGGUGGAAGGAUCUAUAGUGGCACAGGUGAUCAAUGAAGAAACUGCAAUCUUUGCUGAAAAUUAUUUUCCACCAGUUCAUUCGCGGCGGAAACUUCAAUAUUAUGAUCCCUUCAUUCUUGCUUCGCAAGCUGAUCAGGUAUGCUACAUCAGUUACCCUCGGGUGACAUACAGAGACGAUCCAUGGGUCACUGUAACGCAAAUCAACCCAAGAGGACGAGUGGAUGGAACUUCUGUUAAUGAACCUUUACAACCAGACUCUACCAGCAACUUGAGGGCAGUUGAAGAUUUGGCAGAUGUUGAACUCGUUGAGAAUUUUACCGAGUUUGGACUUGAUGCUGUUGUACAUUCAGAGGACGAAGCUGAGGUCCGAGGAAGCACGCAAUUCCGCAUCCCGUCGUUCUGCACCCCGUGGCGGCCGAGGUUUGACAAGUCGAGCAAUGGCAUUAGCAGGAGCAUCAACAAUAUGAUGUAUUCCAUGCUCCAUACCGGAUAUUCGAAGUGGAGUGUGAUUCCUCGCGACGACCGGGAGUUGUGGUUUCGUCAGUUUGCGCAAGAGUUCACUUGGGAGUCCGGUCUCACGGAAACAGUCCGUCAGAAAUUCAACGAAAAGGCCAUGGACUCUUAUACGAAGCAGAUCAACGCUUGGAAGACAGUAUGGCAGAAGAACAAGAGGCCACGGUACAUCAACGGGACGGUUUGGGAGCAGUUGAUAGUCCAUUGGGAGAAGAACGACACUGCAGCGACGUCUCUUAAUAACUCCAAGAACCAGAAGAGCGAUCGUGGCGAAAAAGGUAUGUAUGUGCACAACCUCGGCGCUUGCUCUAUGUCUUCUAAGGAGGAUCAACUUAUUGAAGCAAAUGACGGUAAUCCCGUUGAUCGUCUUCAACUUAUUAAGGAGGCUCACACUAACAAGAAGACGGGUCAAAUUCAGGACGCCGUGAUCAGAUCCGUCGUUGACUUGGUGGAAACUUAA